Molecule: messenger RNA, 660 nt
Organism: Strongyloides ratti
Lineage: Eukaryota; Metazoa; Nematoda; Chromadorea; Rhabditida; Strongyloididae
Exons: 2
Coding region: 1-660 (219 amino acids)
Source: RefSeq, a predicted model, not a curated record
AUGCCAUUUUCUGUUAAAGAUAUUCCUGAAAAUGCCUAUACAUUUAUGACAAAUUUUAAUUUUAAUGAUACUUAUACUGAUGAUGAUGAAUUGUUAAAACUUUGUCGUUUUGAUGAAAAACUUAGUUUGGAACCACCACGUGUACGUUGUUUUUCACAAGUAUGUAAAUUUGGUGAAGAUCUUAGAAAGUCACGUAGAAUGAGAUCUUUAUCUCAACGUUCCUCAACAUCAAUAAAUAGCAUAUUUCAAAAUUCUCAAUUUGUAAAAGAUUUUUCUAAAAUGAAUACAGACUCAAUUAUUAUUGAUAAAAAUGAAACAAUUAAUAUAAAAAAUUUUAAUUAUUCAAAACAUUUUUUUGAUGAUAAUGAUAAAAAUAUUCAUAUAUUCAAUUUUAACAAACCAAAUAAUUUUCAAACAAAGUGUGUAGAUGAAACAAUAUCAAAAAAUACAUUUCUUUUUGAUUCAUCUAUUGAUGAAAGAUGUUUUAAUGGUGAUUUUAUAGAAUCAAAUAAUUUUAUAUCAAAUCAAUCAGAGUUAACUAAUUCAGCACUAAAUUCUUUAUAUUUUAUAAAAGAUGAAAUUGAUAGUAGUCAAAAUAAAAUACCACUUAAAAAAGAAGAAACAGAUUUUUGGAGACAUCUUUCACAACAAGAAUUUUAA